Messenger RNA from Arabis nemorensis, 1470 nucleotides. NCBI's taxonomy places the organism in Eukaryota, Viridiplantae, Streptophyta, Magnoliopsida, Brassicales, Brassicaceae. The record is from the annotation of a GenBank genome assembly.
AUGUCUGCUUCUGAUUCCACUUCCUCUCUUCCCGUUACUCUUGACUCCAUCAAUCCCAAGGUUCUCAAAUGUGAGUAUGCUGUCCGUGGAGAAAUUGUCAACAUUGCUCAGAGGUUGCAAGAAGAUUUGAAAACUAACAAGGAUGCUUAUCCCUUCGAUGAGAUAAUCUACUGUAAUAUUGGGAAUCCACAGUCUCUUGGUCAACAGCCUAUAACAUUCUUCAGAGAGGUUCUUGCUUUGUGCUCCCAUACAGCCUUGUUGGAUGAGAGUGCAACACACGGUUUGUUCAGUUCCGAUUCAAUUGCGCGCGCUUGGAAGAUUCUGGACCAGAUUCCCGGGAAAGCAACUGGUGCUUACAGCCACAGCCAGGGUAUCAAGGGAUUACGUGAUGCAAUUGCCGCUGGAAUCGAAGCCCGUGAUGGUUUCCCUGCUGAUCCUAAUGAUAUUUUCAUGACCGAUGGUGCAAGCCCAGGGGUUCAUAUGAUGAUGCAACUUCUCAUAAGUUCAGAGAAAGAUGGAAUCCUUUGCCCUAUUCCUCAAUACCCAUUGUACUCAGCUUCAAUUGCCCUUCACGGUGGAAGUCUGGUUCCAUACUACCUUGACGAAGCAUCAGGAUGGGGUCUUGAAAUAUCUGAGCUGAAGAAGCAACUUGAGGAUGCUAGGUCAAAGGGCAUCACUGUAAGAGCUUUGGCUGUCAUUAACCCUGGUAACCCGACAGGACAGGUUCUUGCAGAAGAAAACCAGCGUGACAUUGUUAAUUUCUGCAAGCAAGAGGGCUUAGUUAUUUUAGCGGAUGAGGUUUAUCAAGAAAACGUAUAUGUACCUGACAAAAAGUUCCAUUCCUUUAAGAAAGUAGCCCGGUCUAUGGGCCUUGGCGAGAAGGAUAUCGCCUUAGUCUCAUUCCAAUCUGUCUCCAAAGGGUACUAUGGAGAGUGUGGAAAGAGAGGCGGUUACAUGGAGGUUACCGGAUUCACUUCUGAUGUAAGAGAGCAGAUAUACAAAGUUGCUUCUGUCAAUCUUUGUUCCAACAUUUCUGGUCAAAUUCUUGCUAGCCUGAUCAUGAGCCCACCCAAGCCUGGUGAUGACUCCUACGAAUCAUACAUAGCAGAGAAGGAUGGAAUUCUCUCUUCUUUAGCAAAACGUGCAAAGACCCUUGAAGAGGCUCUGAAAAAACUAGAGGGUGUAACAUGCAAUAGAGCAGAAGGAGCUAUGUACCUAUACCCUUGCAUUAACCUUCCACCAAAGGCGAUUGCAGCUGCAGAAGCUGCAAAGACAGCAGCAGACGCGUUCUACUGCAAACGCCUUCUUAACGCUACUGGAAUAGUCCUAGUCCCUGGUUCUGGCUUUGGACAGGUACCUGGAACAUGGCAUUUCAGGUGCACUAUUCUUCCACAAGAAGAUAAGAUCCCGGCGAUUGUGAACCGUCUCACUGAGUUCCACAAGAGCUUCAUGGACGAGUUCCGCAACUAA